Molecule: messenger RNA, 7044 nt
Organism: Cyprinodon tularosa
Lineage: Eukaryota; Metazoa; Chordata; Actinopteri; Cyprinodontiformes; Cyprinodontidae
Gene: tnr
Product: tenascin R (restrictin, janusin)
Exons: 29
Coding region: 284-4426 (1380 amino acids)
Molecular function (GO): protein binding
Source: RefSeq, a predicted model, not a curated record
CUACUCUGGUGAAAACAAGACUUUCAGCCAAGAGACAUAGUCCCUCCAGCCUCUGCUCCUGAGUCUCCUUCUGGUAGGGCAUGCUUGGAAAACCCUCUGAGGGAAGCGUCCCGGAGCAUCCAAAACAGAAGUCCAAGCCACUUCUGCUCAAUGCUCUCCCAGAUGGCCGAUCACUAACUGAAGAAGCUCAUUUAACCUAGUUGCAUUUCUUAGAUCUUGUUCUUUCAGCCAAACCCAUUAUCAGAGGUGUUUGUGGAGAACAAAAGUGAGGAGUGAUUCCAGAAUGCCACAAUCAAAGCAGUCUUUUUGGGCCCCAGAGCCCACAACAAUCCUGGCAGUGGCUCUGCUUUUUGCACUACAGGGUGCUACACAUUCUGCUCCAUCAGGAGACAACAAGCUGGUUCGAACCACCAGAGUGAGAAGGCAGAUCCCAGAGGGGGAUCCGUUCCCCUCUGCUUCCUCAGUCAACCAGACUUUGAGAGAGCAGCCUCUUGUCUUUAACCAUGUGUACAACAUUAACGUGCCAAUGGAGUCUCUGUGUUCUGUUGACCUGGAUGCAUCUAUGGCUCCAGCCCAAGAUUAUCGUGCUGAGUUGGGAUCCAGACCCCCAGUUGAGGUGGAGCCUUCUGGACCUACAGAAUACACCGAACAGACACUUGAUGCUGAGAGUCAGGUGACAUUUACUCAUAGAAUCAACAUACCAAAAGCAGCAUGCAGUUGUCCAGCACAAACCACAAUCCAGCAGCUCGCCACCAGACUGGAGAUGUUGGAGAGAGAGGUGUCCAUGCUCAGAGCUCAGUGUGGAUCAGGGUGCUGUGGGGAAGGCUCUGCCAUGGGUCGAUUGGACUUUGUCCCAGGAUGUAGCAACCAUGGAAGCUUCAGCUUUGAACUGUGUGGCUGCGUCUGUGAGGAAGGUUGGGGCGGCAAAAACUGCUCCGAGCCUCGCUGCCCGAAUGACUGCUCUGGCCAGGGGGUGUGUAUUGAAGGGGAGUGUGUGUGUGACCGUGACUUUGGAGGAGACAACUGUUCAGAGCCACGGUGUCCUUCCGACUGCUCAGGCAGGGGCCUGUGUAUUGAUGGGGAGUGUGUGUGCGAGGAGUCCUUCACAGGUGAAGACUGCAUGGUUGGACGAUGUCUCAAUGACUGCUCAGAUCAGGGAGUGUGUGUCAAUGGGACAUGCCAGUGCCGGCCCGGCUAUGUGGGAGAAGACUGCUCAUUGGUCUACUGUGCCAAUAACUGUAGUAAGAAAGGAGUCUGCAAAGAGGGUUUCUGCGUUUGCCAGGAUGGCUUUGCUGGAGAUGAUUGUAACUCAGUGGCACCUGCCAUGAAAUUAAAUGCACGUGGAGUUACAGAUCGUACUAUUGAGCUGGAGUGGGAAGGGUCCAUGAUGGUGACAGAUUUCUUGGUGACCUACACACCGAGCAUCCCUGGAGGUGUGCAACUAGAAAUAAGGCUCCCAGGAAACACAACAUCUUGGAUUAUUACAGGUCUAGAAGCAGGCAUUGAGUACAACAUCAAUGUGUUUGCUGUCAUCAACAACUCAAUCAGCAUUCCCUCUAGUAUUACUGUUUGGACGUAUCUUUCAAACCCAGAUGGAUUACUCUUCAGAUCCAUCACAGAGACAUCAGUUGAAGUCCAAUGGCAACCGUUUUACUACUCUUUUGAUGGAUGGGAGAUCAGCUUCAUCCCCAAGGACAAUGAUGGUGGCAUGACAGCUCAGCUGCCCAGCACCAUCACUUCAUUUGUUCAGACGGGUUUGAGGCCUGGGGAGGAGUACACAGUCAACCUGGUUGCUCUUAGAGAGCAGGGUCGAAGCCAGCCAGUCACUGCUACUUUCACAACUUUGAUUGAUGGCCCGACUCAGCUGAUAGUGCGUGAUGUGUCAGACACCGUAGCAUUUGUGGAAUGGACUCCACCAAAAGCAAAGAUUGAUCAGAUCGUGUUGCGUUAUGGCCUUGUGGGAGGAGAGGGACCACGGACCACCUUCCGGCUUCAGCCCACCCUCACCCAGUACUCAUUACAGGUCUUACGUCCUGGUUCACGGUAUGAGGUGUCAGUAAGCGGAGUAAGGAAAGGAAAUGAAAGCGGAUCUAUUUCCACUGAAUUUACAACCGCUUUAUCGUUCUUCUCAGAGAUUGAUGCCCCCAAGAACUUACGGCUUGUGUCCAAGACCUCCACUACCCUCGAGCUUGAAUGGGAUAACAGUGAGGCUGAGGUGGAAGCCUAUCAGGUGGUGUACAGCACCUUAGCAGGAGAUCAGUAUGAUAAGGUGAUUGUGCCGCGCAAUGAGGGUGCCACCACCAAGACUAACCUUACAGACCUGCUGCCGGGCACUGAGUACGGCAUUGGAAUCUCUGCCAUGAAAGGUAUCAACCAAAGUACGCCUGCGACGAUGAAUGCCAGGACAGGUCUGGAUGUACCCAUGGAUUUAACUGUGACAGCUUCCACAGACAACUCCAUCACUCUGGUGUGGGGUGUAGUCCAAGGUCCAAUUGACCACUACAGGGUCACCUACACAUCCUCCUCUGGCAUUACGACUAAGGUGACGGUACCUAAAGACAUAACAACCACGACCCUGACAGACCUGGAGCCUGGAACUGAAUAUACCAUUACAGUAGCAGCAAAUAGAGGGAGACAGCAGAGCACGGCAGCAACCAUAGAUGCCUACACAGGGAUCAGGCCUGUAACCCAGCUUUACCUGUCAGAAGGGACAUCAGAUUCAGUGUUAGUGUCAUGGAGCUCCCCGGCACCACCCGCCAAUCUCUUCAUUUUGAGCUACAGCUCUGCCGACGGGACUGACACUUCUAAGGUGACACUGGAUGGCUCCAAGACGAGGUCACUGGUCCAGGGCCUGCUGCCAUCCACUCACUACACGUUUAGUUUAAUCACAAUACAAGGGGAUGAUACUUCUGAGCCAAUCACAGCAUCAUUCAUGACAGAAAUGGACCCACCAAAAGAACUGGCAGUAUCAGAUGUGACAGAGGAUGCAGUGACUAUCUCUUGGAUCAAACCACUGGCUUCCUUUGAAUAUUAUAAGCUCUUCUACCAGUCGGCUAGAGGUCGAGUGGACAGCGAGAUGAUCGACAGCGAUGUGACAAACUACACCUUGUCUAGUCUUUUUCCAGCCACAGAGUAUGAGAUUAACAUCAAUGCUGUCAGAGGGAGUCAAGAGAGCAGACUUGUCAGCACAUCUGUCUUCACAGCCAUGGAUAUGCCUGCGGAGUUGACAGCCCUCAAUAUUACUCCACAAGGAGCCCUGCUGAGGUGGAAUCCUCCCCUUUCCAGUGUGGACAACUACGUGCUGACCAUCACACAUAACCAGUUGACAGCAGACACUUUCCUGGUUGAAGGAAGCAAGCAUGAGCACCAGCUGUCCAACCUCAAACCAAGCACCACCUACUCUGUGGCCCUGUAUGCCACCAAAGGACCCCUCACAAGUGGCACUGUCAUCACCAAUCUUCAAACACCCAUGGAUGCACCUGUGAACCUGACAGCCAGUGAAGUGAACCACCGCAGCGCUCUUAUUUCCUGGCAGCCUCCAGUAGCAGAAAUUGAUAACUACAUGCUGACUUACAAAACUCCUGAUGGCAACCGUAAAGAGCUGAUUCUUGAUGCAGAGGACACAUGGAUUCGACUGGAGGGAUUGGCGGAGAGCACAGAGUACACAGUUAAGCUCCAAGCUGCUAGAGGCCUUGAUACCAGUGCAGUGGUCUCCACCACCUUUACUACAGGGAGCCGUCUUUUUUCAACGCCUCAGAACUGUGCCCAACACCUGCUGAACGGGGAGACUGUGAGUGGCGUCUACACCAUUUACAUCAACAGAGAUCCCAGCCAAGGGGUGCAGGUGUACUGUGACAUGACCACAGAUGAAGGAGGCUGGAUUGUAUUCCAGCGUCGUCAAAAUGGUCUGACUGACUUUUCCAGGAAGUGGAGUGACUAUCGAGUUGGAUUUGGAAACCUUGAGGACGAAUUCUGGCUUGGUCUUGACAACAUCCAGAAGAUUGCAUCUCAGGGCCGAUAUGAGCUGAGAAUUGACAUGAGAGAUGGGCAGGAAUCAGUUUAUGCCAAUUAUGACAAGUUUUCCAUUGGAGAUGCCAGAAACCUAUAUAAGCUCAGGAUUGGAGAGUACAAUGGGACUGCUGGUGACUCUCUCAGCUACCACCAGGGUCGUCCAUUCUCAACUAAGGACAGAGACAACGACAUCGCUGUCACUAACUGUGCCUUGUCCUACAAAGGAGCCUGGUGGUACAAGAACUGCCACCGGGCCAACCUCAAUGGAAAAUACGGAGAAUCCAGGCACAGUCAGGGAAUCAACUGGUACCACUGGAAAGGCCAUGAGUUCUCCAUUCCUUUUGUGGAGAUGAAGAUGAGGCCCUUCAACUUCCGUAGCAUCAGCAGUAAGAGGAGACGAUCCGUCCCUGUAUAAGCAGGCUGACUCCACCCUGCGUAGAGUUAUGGAUAAAAAGGAGUUGGGGUGAUAUGGGGGGAGGGGGGUUACAUCUCUGCUGUAUGUGCACCUUUCUGACUGCAAAUGCAGGCUUGAAUGUGUGUUGGGCUCAUUAGUGAGGCUGGGAAGACUGAACACAUGAGAAAUUAAACAAAGCUACUAAUAUUUUACCUAGAAAAUUUUAUAAUUUAAUAAUUUGCAACUUGUGUUAACUGGAUGUGGUCAGACAAUAGCGGAAAAGUUUUGACACCACAUCCGAACCCUGUCGACCUUUUCACCCCUCCAGUAUAAGCUGUCUUUUCUGCUGUAAGUCUGCCCCGAGACAAUGUUGUAAUUUGUUAAAUCUGUAUAAUGACAAUGGUUGUGACUUCUGUAAAAAGGGAAGGGAAAACAAGACUUUUUUGGUUUCCCUUAACAAGCGAUUUUUCCUUCCUCAAAAUGCUAAGUUGUCCUCAGAAUUACUUAGGAAUAAAAGAUAAUGCUUCUUAGCAACAACAAACUGAUACUUAAAUCAUCAAUGUAUUUCUUUGAAACUCGCAUCUGUAAUAUACAGUAUAUAUAUAUACACAUAUAUAAAUAUAUUUUUAUAGCUAAUUGUAGCUUGGUCCAUCUAUUUAAUAUGAUUUGAUGCCUUGGUUUUCAACACUCGAUUAAGAUUAAAAAACAAUGAUAGGCACUGGACUCAUCAGAGUCAGGAGAAAAAGAGCAAAACUAAAGAUCCACAAUGACUAUUGAACAAGUAGUUCACCAGCAAAAUCUCCAUUAACUUUAUUUAAUUUGCGAUGUUGACUACUUUAGAUAAAUUACAUAAAGUAGAGUAAUAUCAUCUGCUUUAUUUAUUUGGUAGCCCCACUGAGAGUUUUUCCGCACUGACAGUGGAAACACAGCCAAGCUGUUGUUCAUUCAAUUUCAUGAACAAAUUGAGUUGCUUAUUGGUAUUUAUCAUCUCUUUGAUUUCCCUUUUAAGUAAAUUUGUUUAACCUUGCUGCUGAUGUUAGGUUUGCUCACAGAGAUGGUGCUGAAAGAUGCAACAAAGACCUGUGUAAUAAAGGUGCUCUGAUUGGAAAAAAGCUCAGUCAGUUCUGUCACCAACAUCUGUCUCAUUUGUCCCACAUUUUAAGCCUUUUGUAGUCAAUGUGAUUCGCCAGGGAAAAAUGAAAUUUACUAAACCCUAUUCAGAGCUAAGUCAGUGUGGACAAAGUGCAGAUUCAAGUCUGGCUUCUCUCCCGCAGCUGGCUGAAAUGAACUCAACAAAGAAAGCAGAACAGAAGGUGGAGGGAAGCCAAGCCUUUCUUCUACUCACUUCACUGUUAAAGCUAUUUCGCGAAACAAUGGAAUCCACUAACACUGCUGAGAGUGUGUUCCUCUAAGUGGGGUUGACGUAAUCUGCAGCUUGCCAACCAACCAUGUGUUCACAUUGUCACAAGAGGUCAUGGCCAGUUAAACAACUGCAGGUUUUUUUUGUCUGAAUUUAAGGCAGACAAACCAAACAAAACUAGAAGACAGAAAGAAAAUGACACCAGCAAUUCAGGCAAGUUUUAGUCUUAUUUAUAGAUAAUUAAAUAUUUGAAUUAUUCAUUUUUUCUUUUAUUGUUUUCUUUAUUUCAAUUAAUCCUUUCAGUUAAUUCUCAAUUUAAAGUAGACCAGAUAAUCAUACUGUGUAUAUUAUUUUUUCUUUAGAUUGAAAGUAGUUGCCCUUCCCUUUACUUAUACCACUCCUACUAAUAUACUUAUGUAGAUAUGAACUUUGUGUUUCACUUUCUCUCCCAAUUAGAGAAAGCCAAUGCAGAAAGCCCUCUUGGGAAUUUCUGUGGGCUGAAUUUUUGUAACCACUGCUGUGCAAAAGGACUGAUGGAGCAUACUGCAUGUUGACUGAAAUGCUACCAGGAGCCUGAACGGGAACAACAAAAGUCUUUAGAAUAUGGUCAGCAUGACUUGUGCACAUAUUCAUUUGUUGUUCUGGCUGAAAGCUGCCGCUGAUAUACUGUAGUUUAAAAAGUUGAUUUGAAUCACUUUUUUUCUAACUUUAAGCCAUUUGAUCAAGAUCAAAUCUUAUUGUCAAAGGAUGUCAGACUCUCUCAUGCAAUAUACAUCCAAUAGUUAUUUAUAGUCUAGUAGAUGAACAUGUUUCCUAAUUUUAUUAUCUGUACUGUUAUAUUACUGUUCUUUGAGGUUUUGCAUUGAUGAAAACUGUUCUGGCAGCUUUUCUGAAAGGAAAAUGAUUGUUUUUCUUGUUCUAUAAACAUCUGUCAUGCAAAAUGUAAGAUGCCUGUAAAUCAUUAAAACCAGUUUUGUCAUUUUCUUUAUUAAAUCGGGAUAGGUAAAUGCUAAUUUUUCUCAUAAAUGUACUUCUACUCAGCUAUGAAAUUCACACAACUUUCUUGUAACAGCUCAUGCAAUAAAUAUAAUAUAUAUGUGAUGCCGCUGAGUUUUGGAGACAGUCAUUAUUUAAGACAAAAGCAUUUGUUAAUAAUAACUUUAAGGUGUCUCCUGUAUUGGAGUACUAUUGAAUGUGUGCUUCUGAUUUGCGCCCUAAGCAUUCUGAAGUUAAUUCUUUGUACGGGGUAUUCCAGCAGCUUUGUUUUAUGUGUCUAAAA